CGUCACUAUUCCCACAACUUUCGAUUUGGAAUCCUCUGACGUUAUUCAAGGGAUAUUUUACGUUAUAAGGGUGCCGAGAUCUAUCUUUUACAUAACAGAGCAUUGAGCGAAACCAUUGGCAGUAAUAAGACGUAACGUGGCCGUGAUUUGUGAAUUGGUUACAAUAUAUUUGACUGUCCUUCCGCUUGAAGACUAAGAACCGCUGAAACUGAAAGUUGAAAUUCUGGUGAUCGAACGAGACGUUCUAUUCCCGGUAAGUGCCUCGGCUUGUUUGCGUUUUCAGAACUUACUCAUCGUUAGGUUAUGAAAGUCUUAAAUUCAAACUAAGUAUGGCUAGGAUAUGAAGAGCUGGUGUUGUGAAGCACUCCUCAAGCAUCAUAGCGUGUUACAUGCAGCUUACCCGACUGUUUAGAGUGCCCACGACUUCAACGUAGUUUGUGUGUUUUAUUCUUGAAGAAACUCACAUUCUACGAAUUGGAACUAUGCACACCUAAACUAAGAACUGAAUUAUUUAAAUCCUUUCGCUAAUUCUAGUAAAUUAGUAUUGUAAAAUACUACGGUUUUAGUUGCUAUAGACAGUUUCACUGCCCAUAGCAACUAAUCCGUGAGGAAUUUAGAAAGAAUUGAAGGAAUGAAAAUUCCAUUUAAGGGUGCGCGAAAGGAAAUAUAAGAUUGGACGCGUGGAGAUUUGGAACUGAGGAAUUGUAGGAGCGUGGAAGAAUGGUACCAAGGUGAUGAAUUAUGAAAGCGAAGAGGGUUGGAGGGGUGAAAGUGUAGUAAUAAGUUUGUUUGCUCUUUUGAAGUGAGAGGAUGCAAAAUUUUAGAGGUCUAUAACUUUGACUGAAGUUGGGAAGUGAAGAGCUGAAUUUCAAUUUGGAAUGCCGAAUAUCUGGCCAUAUUCAAAACUCAACAGCCAACCAACAGCAGUGCAUCACUAUAUAGAAACAAAACAAAUCGAAAGCUAAUAGAAAAAAUUGAAAAUGAAGGAAAGAAAUGAUGAUGCACGAGAAAGAUAUUUCUUAACCAGUAGAAGAAAGCUAUCAGAGGGAUAUUUCAAUUCCAGGUAUUUUGUAAAAGGAUUUUCAACGAGUUACAUUGCGGAAAUUCCAAGAUGUUAGAUGCACCUUUAAGGUUACUGUCAAAAACAAAGUGCUCUUCGAAAAAAUCGUCCUACGCACGCUUCUUCAAAGAAAAGAAUAGAAAACCGUAAAUCACUUUAAAGCCUACAAAGUAUAUACUCUGAAAAUAACAACGUCUUAACAGGCAAGUGCAAGCCUUUAAAGACAAACGUACGGUGUUUGGUUAACUAAAUUACUGGCUAGUGAGCUUCUUCGAUUUUACCAUCGCCUCACGAGAAAAUCUGUUUUGAAGUUGGACAAAAUAACUCGGUUGUCGUCACGCAUCGGGAUGUCACUGGAAAAAUAUUUCGAAUUUCUUAAAAUUAAAGCCCCGCACUCUUUCGUGCAUUAAUAUCUGACGAGUAUUCUGUUGCGAGAUCAACGCGAAUAAAGGAAUGGCAUGGCCAAAUUAUAUAGACGGCUUAGUCUUCCUUCAUUAAAUUUAACACCCUAAACAUCAAUAUUUUUAGCCAAAUGAUAACGGUCUAGUUGCCUAUGUCGAGUUAGAACAUGAAAUUGUGAAAUGAAGUAGCUCAAUUGCGAAUAGCUUAGCAUUCAUUUGCAAUAUAGCACACAAACGGUGUAGCGUUGCAUGAAAUAGCUCUGCGUAAUGUCAAAUGGUACGGUGUACACGAAAACGGUGUAGCGUUGCUUGAAAUGGCUCAGCGUUAUGUCAGAUGGUGCAGCGUACACACAAAUGGCGUAACGUUACGUCGAAUAGCUCUGCAGAACAUCAGACGCUCAAGCUGCACAUUAAAUUGCUUAGCAUUACACGAAAUAUUUCGAUGUCGUAGCGAAUCGUCGAGCUUGCUUGUGGCAUGAUGUGAAGGCUAUCUUGCCGAAACCACCAGAAAUAAAAACCGCAAAUGGAACAGCGAUCUGCUAGAGGGCAUGACGUCUUCGAAUGUAAAGAUUGACGCGAAACCAUUAUGCACAUGGUGUAGUCGCUGUUUUGAAGAGUCUUCACUUCGCCUUGUCGUUAAGCAGAGCCAAUUCGUAACUUUUUGGUAUGUCCUCUUUUUUUCCCCUGGCGAUAUUGCAAUUAUUCGUUGUUGUUCAUUUGGUAUGCCAAGAAUAGUGUUUGCAAUUAAAGCAUUCCGAUAUCACUUUGAUUGAAAAAUGUCAAAAAACAGAUCAAGGAUAUUAGUCUUGACAUUAUUCGGAAUAUCGGAAUGCUUUAAUUGGUGUGCCAAAAAUAGUGUUUGCAAUUCAAGGCCUGAGCCGAUCGUGCAAAAUUGCACGAUGACUUUGACCUUUUCGGAAAUGCUCGUAUUACAUCCGAUCGCUCUGAAAUUCCGGCUGUAGCAUGUAAACAUUCUAAGCCAAUCACAUGGCGAGUUUUAGCUCCAAACUAUCAAACGUGACCUCGGGAGCCCGUUCCGAAAAUCAUUUGUGUACGAUUUCAAUCUGCGACAAUGGCGCCCGAUGCGAAACGCUAGAGAUACAGCGUAGCUAAGGCUCUAGAGAUGAUUUUUGACGAUGGAAGUGAGCAUGGUGGUAUGUCUAGUGGUGAGGAAUCCGAAUUAGAUAGAAAACUGGAAAAUCCUAGCGAAGAAUCGAGGUAAGUAAUCUGUAAACAUUCUUGCGAUAUUUAAAUGCGUGACGCAUGUGGUGUUGAAUCAUUUACUUUUACUUUUCGCGCACGAAUCUUUGUUUUUUUGCCUUGAGACAAACCUGUAAAUGUAUAUUUGUGAAUGUAAAGCAAUACAUAUGUGAUCAAACAUGAUUUUUAAGCGACAGAGUAAAUAAUCUUCAAUGGAAUGUUAGAACGCAACGGCCUAAAUUAUCAGCCGAUGACAGAUAUGACGCAGAGUGCGUCCGAACUAAAUCAAAUAAAAUCUUUUAUUUUUGAAACGAUAGCUGUAUAUGUAUCGACCUGUAUAUUAUCUUAUAUGUUUUGUAUGUUUUUUAGAUGUGGUUCCACUUGUUACAUGCCGAAAAUUCACAAAAAAAACAAAUUAUGCUCAAGAAUGAGUGGAAUGAUAUAAAAUUACAGUUUCCGGUAUCACUUCUGAAUUGUUUUACUCUUGCAAAAUACUGGUGGUGCAUUGCAAGUGAAAGGCUUUCGAUAUAUGUUGCGCUUUAUGUAUUUGAGGCAAAAGGAAAAAUUUCAGAAGUCAAGCAAAGAAACAUAGUUCCAAUGGUUGCACUGUAGACUACAAGAGGGAUUAGUAAAUUUGGGCUUGGGGUGAUGAUGAGGUCAGACUAAUUAGUCAGUAUUUUAAUCAGUGUUCACUAAACAUGUGUAACACAUACCAGAUUUGUUAGUUUCCAACCGAUUUUUAUGGAGAUGUUGCCCAUAUAACAAGGAACCUCUUAAGUUUAUUUUUGCUUCAUUACUUUAUAUUAUUUGGGUAUCACUUAAUUCACAGUUCAAAUUUUGAUGAUAUUUUAUUCUAUAAAUUAAUGUCAGUUUGAAAGCAUUCAAUGAGGUUGUUUCCUUUUUCUUGGAGAGGAAACAUGCAUUUCAGGAAAGCUUAUUUACUGCUGUUUCAAGUGAGGUAUAGCUUACUUACCUUGUGUAAAUACUUGGUGAGGAAUAAAUUUUUCAAUAAUCUGGGUCAAUUUUUAUGGUUUUGGGGUACAGUUUGGAAAAAAAUUCUAAUUAAUUCUGCAUUUGUUCUUUUUCAGCCAGAUUCUCUGGAUGUCUUGCCCAUAAUAUAAGGAAUGUUUUAUCAGGGAAAUUUUUCCUUGUAACUCCAUUCCAUUCAAGCCCAGGCUAUUUCAAAGUCAAAAAUUGUCAGAUAAUUUAUGCAAAUUGUAUGCCAUUUUCUUAGCAUGAUUUAAAAUACAUGGAGUUUUAAUGGCAAAAUAUUUUUUUUCUUCAAAGCUUUUUUUGUCCUCUUUCAAAUGAGAUAUAGCACAACUCACUGGUGUAAAUACUGCUGACAAAAAAAAGAAAAGAAAAAAGUUGUCGUCACUUGCCAUUUUUUUAUGUCUACUAUAAAGAGUGUAUCCACUAGAGCACUUCAUAGCUCUUUAUACGGGAUGAUUGAUUAAGAAAGCUGAAAAAGUGUGAAAAAAGUUUGAGGUUUUUUGAAGGAAUGAAAACUUUCACGUUUAGAGAGAUGCAUGUAGGCGAAAAAUUGAUGGGGAAAAUCGUAGCGUUUCUCUCUUCUGUCAUUUACUGUCUUGGAGAUUUGCUAAAAUCAGCAAAUAGGACUUUUCUACGGGACAAAACAUUCACUAGACCCUGUGAGUAGGGUAACUGGGAUACCUGGAUGGUACUGGAUCCUUGGAAUCAAGUGAAGUGAUACUACGGGUGUCGGACUAGUAUACUGAUAUAGUGAGCUCAAGUCUGGUGCUAUGCAUGCAAGAGUUAUUUUUUGUAAGGUGGGUGGAUUACUUGAAACAUUGUAAGUGGUCUACAUUCAUACAAAAGGAAAGAAGAUUAUUAACGCGGAAAAGAAUAAAAAUGUCGAAUUACCUCACACGCAGGUAUUUUGUGGUAGAUUAUGUGUGUUGUGCAAAUAAAUGUAACCAAAAAUAAACUGUAUUGGUGCCACGGAAACCUGUUAGUACAAAAUGCAGACAGCAGACUUCAGACCGGAUAUAAAAUAUAGACUGCAGACUGCAGAGUGGGUAUAAAAUGCAGACUGAGAAUCUGAAGACUUCUUACGUCUGAUAGAUAAUAAUAUGUCAUCUUAAAGCUUACCGAGCGUCACGCAAUCGCUUUCCCGCGAUCAGCCUUCACGAUUAUUUGCACUAUUGUGGAAAAUUCCUGGCCCAUUUCUUGAUGAAAAUCGAUCGCAAUAUAAUUUCAAGCCUUCAACAUAGUCUUCUUACUUUGCGCGCGAGUUGGUUGGUGUGAUGUCUACAAAUUUUACCAACGUAAUAAAAGUAUAUGACGUGAAUAACAGUGAUGGUAAAGCACGCUUAAAACGGCAGAAAUCGCCAGAAACUACAACGGAUACACGGGAUAUGAGUAAGUUUUAUUGCUUUAACGAGAAAAAUCUUAAUAUUUCGAAAUAUUUAUCAUUGUAAGUCGGUCAUAUUUCGUUCCCUAUAUUAUUCCUAAAAACAUUUUAAAUCUUCAACGGUUCCUCUCGUAACUUAACACCUAGUCACACAACGCGUGACGCGUUUAUGAAUUAAUCAUUGGCUUUUUCGUUGGCUUUUUUGUUGGCUUCUUCUCGAGGCGUGAGCUUGGGCCGUCUGUGACCACAGGCGACCCAAGCUCACGUCUCGAGAAAAAGCCAACGAUGAAUCCAUGAACGCGUCACGCGUUGUGUGAGUCGGUGUUAAGUGACGGGAGGAACCGUUGAAAAUUUGAACACGUUAUAAGGAAUAGUAUGGGGAACGAAAUAUGGUCGAUUUACAUUUGUGACAUGACAUUUGUCAAAAAGACAUGGAUAACAGUGAUGGUAAAGCAAGCUUAAAACAGCAGAAAUCGCCAGAAACUACGACGGAAUCACAGGGCAUGAGUAAGUUUUAUUGAUUUUACGUGUAGAAUAUUCAUAUUUCGAAAUAUUUAUCGUUGUAAAUCGACCAUAUUUCGUUCCCCAUACUAUUCCUUAUAACGUGUUCCAAUUUUCAACGGUUCCUCCCGUAACUUAACACCGAGUCACACAACGCGUGACGAGUUCAUGAAUUCAUCGUUGGCUUUUUCUCGAUACGUGAGCUUGGGCUGCCUGUACUGUGACAAGACAAUUGCGUAAACAAUACUUGAAACUAGACCCUGUGAGCAGGGUAACUGGGAUACCUGGUUGGUACUGGAUCCGUGGAAUCAAGUGUGGUGAUACUACGCGUGUCGGACUAGUAUACUGAAAUAGUGAGCUCAAGUCUGGCCAAGGGCAUACACCUGUCUCAAAACAUAGGCAUGCUAUGCAUGCAAGAGUUAUUUUUUCUAGGGUGGGUGGAUUACUUGAAACAUUGUAAGUGGUCUACAUUCUUACAAAAGGAAAGAAGAUUAUUAACGCGGGAAAGAAUGAAAAUGUUGAAUUACCUCACACACAGGUAUUUUGUGGUAGAUUAUGUGUGUUGUGCGAAUAAAUGUAACCAAAAAUAAACUGUAUUGGUGCCACGGAUACCUGUUAGUACAAAAUGUAGACAGCAGACUGCAGACCAGAUACAAAAUAUAGACUGCAGAGUGGGUAAAAAAUGCAGACUGAGAAUCUGAAGAGUUUUUACGUCUGGUAUAUAAUAACAUGUCAUCUUACAGCUUACCGAGCGUCACGCAAUCGCUUUUCCGCGAUCAGCCUUCACGAUUAUUUGCACUAUUGUGGAAAAUUCCUGGCCCAUUUCUUGAUGAAAAUCGAUCGUAAUAUAAUUUCAAGCCUUCAACAUAGUUGGUUGGUGUGAUGUCUGUACAGAUUUUACCAAUGUAAAAAAGUAGAUGACGUGAAUAAUAGUGAUGGUAAAAGCAAGCUUAAAACGGCAACAAUCGCCAGAAACUACAACGGAUACACAGGGUAUGAGUAAGUUUUAUUGAUUUUUCGAGAAAAAUCUUCAUAUUUCGAAAUAUUUAUCGUUGUAAAUCGACCAUAUUUCGUUCCCUAUACUAUUCCUUAUAACGUGUUCAAAUUUUCAACGGUUCCUAAAAUAACUUACUCUGAGUCACACAACGCGUGACGCGUUCGUGAAUUAACCGUUGGCUCUUUCUCGAAACGUGACCUUGGGUCGCCUGUGACAAGACAAUUGCGUAAACAAUACUUGACAUAAUAACAUUAUACACAAAAAACACGGGAUUUUGGAUCAUGUAUUCAUUAAAAAAGAAUAUCCAUACAACUACAAUGAAAACAAACAUAAGAUUCACCUUUCUGAUCGUGAAAUUAAUACCAUUCGCACUGUUAUCGUAGCUACGUUCCCUGGCAUCAAGUGAAUCCAACAUGGCGUCUUUCUUCACUAGCAGUUUGCAUCCAUUUGAAUUUUGUUCUUCAGUCUCACGGUAGUAGUGUUGUUCAAUAGAUUGCAUAGAGUACAUGCAGUUUGGUUUCAGAUUUCAGAUUUUGCUUUUUACAACGAGUUUACGUUUUCAGCUAAGACAUUGGCUUACUUGGCAUACAAGACAUACAAGGCAUUCAAUGCUUUCAUGGCUUUCAAGCGUUCGCGAUUCUGUCCGAUCCAAAAUUACCGCUUAAUAACAUCUUUUUGUGUGGAUUGGCCUCGAACAAUACGACUUGUGUAUGCGUCUAUAAGUAUUUUGAGCGUUUGCCCGAUAAUGCUCCAGAUGAUCGUAAUCCAAUUACGUUGAAAUACAAAACGACCGACAAAAUAGUUUUAUGGGCAAAAAUCUCGUGUUCGUCAUGUGACCCGGCCCUGUCCGUGCAUGACAACGUCAAUCAUCAUCAAGAUAGCACGCGUGAUCAGCACGUGAACACCUCAUUGGAUCACAGUUAGUUGUCAUGGUGUUGAGGGCCCAAUGACCUCUGGGUACUAUUGCGCAAUUUUUCCAUUUUGUGGCGGAGGAAAAAAACAAAAAAAAAUAAAAAAUAAAAAAAAAAAAGACGACAAAGAAACAAAGGCAUUUUAUGAAUGGGCUACCACAGGUAUCCCAGUAAUUAGUCUAUAAUUUGAUCGUUUAUCGUCAUUACUGCUCAUCCUGGGGGAUUUUAAAGUCACACGCUACGUGUUGGUUGACAAUAUGAUAUGCUGUGGCUCUAUGUCCGGUGACCGGUCAAGGUGUUGAAAACACUAAAUGGCCGGUAAUCCUAUAUUUUCAAUAAAUUUUACAAAAUCGAAAACUUCCACUUAAGGGCGACCCUAAAAGCAGGAACGCUGGAAUGGCUGAAUGGUGGAAAAUGACCCCAAAUCCUAAAAUACGGAACGGCGGAAAAUGACCCCAAAUCCUAAAACACGGAACGGAUGUCAGGGCAUGUUGCACAAAUUUUGUACAAAAACACUCAAGCGCUUGGCUCAUUCAUCCCCACGACGAUAACGCGCGGAACUAAAAUUAAGUGUUAUUAUUUUUUUUUCUUUCACCGAGUGGUAUGAAUAAUAAUGAACCAUUAUGCAUAAAAGAUAGCUGCGUUUUUGCGUUGUAAACCUGUUUAGUUACCUUUUGUUAUGCUAAAAUUGCCAUGAGUUUUAGUCGCGGCAUAAAAAGUCGCACAGCAUGUGAAAACCAACUUGACAUACCACGUUACAAUAAACAAUUGUAACUGUAAUUGUAACUAACCCUAAUCCUAACCCUAACCCUAACCCUAACCCUAACCCUAACCCUAACCCUAAGCUGAUACGUUUCCUGGUCACGUCUGCAUUGAUUUAUCGAAACAAUAAUAUCUCAUAUGCUUGUAAAUGUGAGAACAUCACAGGAACGUUUUCAGGCCUCUCAAAAUAUGACAACGUUCAGCCCCAGCUCCAAACUUAGACUAGCGUGAGAGCAAGCCCUCGUUACGAGCCCUUCAAUACGAGCGUUUUUUCAUCCACGAAUAAGUUUUGGGACUUGAGUAACACUGGGUGAAGAGAGAUUAGCUGGGUGUCACGCGCGUGGGAAUUUCUCAUGGCGUGAAAAGAAAAAAGAAAGUUAGCAGAACGAAGCCGUCAAGAAGAAUUUGAAGAAUUUCUUCGCGACCAGGUGUCCAAAACACUACCAUCCUACGGUGAAAUUUACGGCUUACAUAUCAGCGGAAAAAAAUAAACUUUCUGGAAAAAAAAGAGGCCAUUUCACCAAUUCGUUCAGCGGAUUUCUUCUGUUCCUCAACAAAUUGCAAAUCGUCAACUCUAUGGCGUUUAAAUUGCCCUUCCUGAAAGGGAAGUGUAAUUCAGACGGAUCUUUGGAUUGUCAUGGUUUACCAUUAUUCGCAUGGAAGCAGUUGCGAGACAAACAAGAGGCUAUCGGUCGAGGAUCCUAUGAUUUGGUUUGUGCGACAUAGCCAUUCCACCGUUCCUGCUUUUAGGGUCGCCCUCCAGUUAAUCUAAACUAUCAUAUGUCGAUUUAGAAAAGUCAAGCGAUCUUGAAAUGCUUUAUAGAUCUCAAGUCUAGUGUUUGGUUUACGCUGGGCUCAGAAGUUGAAACCAUGUUUUGUGACACUGAGAACUUUUUUCAGCUCGACUGCCGGUCAAGGUUUUCAAAACAGGCCGGCAGUCCUAUAUUCUCAAUAAAUUUCACAAAAUCGAAAAGUUCCAGCUAAUCUAAACUAUCAUAUGUCGAUUUAGAAUAGUCAAGCCAUCUUGAAAUACUUUAUAGAUCUCAAGUCUAGUGUUUGGUUUACGCUGGGCUCAGAAGACAAAACUAUGUUUUGUGAAACUUAGAACUUUUUUCAGCUCGACUGCCGGUCAAGGUUUUCAAAAUACUAAAUGGCCGGCAAUCCUUUAUUCUCAGUAAAUUUCACAAAAUCGAAAAAUUCCAGCUGAUCUAAACUGUCUAAACGAUUUGGAAAAGUUAAGCGAUCCUGAAAUGCUUUCUAGAUCUUAAGUCUAGUGUUUGGUUUACGAAUUUUUUUUUUUUUUUAAAUUUAUUGAGAAUAUAGGACAGCCGCCCAUGUAGUGUUUUCAACACCUUGACCGCUUACCGGCCAGCAGCGGUAUGGAAAAGCCGAAUUUGUUACACACGGGAACUUGUACGUCAACACGCACGCGACACGUGACUUUAAAAUCUCUGCUCCUCUUACAGUUUCCUUAUUUUAAACUGUGCGAUAAUUAUAAUAAACAGUAAAAUCAUAGACUAAUGAAUGUAAUGUUCCAUACGAAAGCCAUAUUUGCUGAUCCUAGCAAAUCUUCAGAGUAAUAAACGACAGAAGAAAGAAACGCUACGAUUUUUCGCCUACAUGCAUCUCUCUAGAGGUGAAAUUUUUCAUUCCUACAAAAAAUCUCGAACGUUUUUCACAUUUUUUCAGAGUUAUCGGUUUAAUACCAUAGCAGUGAGAGCUUCGUACACUUUACCUAUUUUGAAGCGAUUUCCACGGUGAAAACCAAGGGGGGUUGGUCUAUCUUCCCCCGGAAAUAACCAAGACAGAAACCAGUUUGUCUUUUUAAGUUGUGGAGUAGACCCUUUAAACUGGCGAAGUUUCAUUGAAAUCGGUGACAUGUAGCACGACUGCCUGGUGCUCUCGUGGUCACACUCUUAAUGGAGUGCACACGUAGAAUUAUGGAACUUGAGGAGAGUUGUGUAAAUGUGAAGUGGAGAAGUCUGAAGGAGUAAAUCGAAGUGAGGAAGUUCAGACACGUGUAAGUGCGAGUGUGAUCUUGACGUUUUGAAGUUUUUAAAUGAUGAAAAAGAAAAAUCUAAGUUCUAAAUGAGAUAGGUUUCAAUCAACUUUUUAAAUGCAUAAUUCAGUUUGUAAUGGUUAACUAGUUCGUAUCUUGAUCUUGGCCUGGUGAUGUGACAAGCUAAAACAUGUUUCAUGCUCACUCGACCGUUCAGAGUUCUCGUGACUUCUAACUAGAGUUUCACAGCGCGAAAAUUGUGUGUGAAGUCCCACCCGGCGAACUAAAGCCGUGCAAGCCUGUGCCAAACAGAAUCGAAUCAUUUUAAUCGAUAUUCUCAUUCUUGGAAGAUUGUUUUGAGAUGCUUCUCAAAUUUAUGCUUCGUUUCUCGUAACAGCUCAUCAGAAUGGAAUGAAAAAAAAGUAGGGCCAAAAUUGUACCUUAAAAUUUUAGUGGAGUGGACGCGUGCAAUUAUGGAACUUAGGAACUUGAGGAGAGUUGUGGAAAUGUGAAGUGGAGAAGUAUGGAGGAGUAAAUAGAGGUGAGGGAGUUGAGACACGUGUAAGUGUGAGUGUGGUCGUGAGGUUUUAGAAUUUUUAAAUGAUGAAAUAAAUAAAGAUUUGAGGUCUAAAUUAGAAUGGUGGGAGAAAAGUUAAAAGUUACCAAUAUACUUUGGGUGUAUGAAAGUGUUGACGAGAUAAUAACUUGAAAUAAUUCAAUCGAAGACAAAACAGGACAUGAAUUAGAAAGGAAGAAGCUUUAAUGUAAAGUAAUGUAGAAGUUUGGAAGUAUGGAAAAAAAGUGAAAAGUGUGAGGAUAGAAAUUCUCUAACUGUGGAUUUAAAAACAUCUGGAAGUUUUAAAGUUUGCUCUGGUAUCCUUUCCGAUGCUUUGAGUGUAAGGCUACAUGAGUCACAGCAGUCGUGUUUUACAGCUCUGUCAUCCAGAGCUAUGUUCCUGGAAAACACACGCCUUGGGCAGUUUGUUUACUAAUUGUACUAUGAAAAAAACUCGCGUUUUUUAUGAGCUUCGAAUUGGCCGGAUUUCACUGAACAUUUCACUUUCAGAUUCCGUAUUAGAGACUAAAAUACUUCAGGCAAAAGUGUUAAAUUCAACCGCCAAACUAUCUCAGUUUGUAAACUAUUGCAGAUUAUGAACUUUAUCGAUGGUUCGAUAUUUUUGACAGCUUGAGUCUUGUUCAGCCAACCAGAUUAUUUGAACCAUUCUGACAAGGACUCUGAUUGGCUUAUUGUAGCGUGCUUUAUGAGAGUACAGAGCAUGCUGACGACACUGAGGACAGAAAAUGUCAAACUGCUGGCCUGAAAAUAGCGUCGACUCACGGUAACUCGUGCUCUCACUGAAUGGAUCCUCUAGUUCAGUCGCACCAGCAGAGAUAUCCCCUGGAUGUCUGCGAAAUUACCCUCGAUAAUUCGAACUCUCGAUAUUCGCCACUGCUAACGUUUCAUUUUAUUUUAAAUUGUUUUGUUUUUCUUUAUUUAAUCAUUACGCAUCAGGUCUCAGUGCAGUCAAGUUUUCCUUGCAUGUCUUAUUCAUAAAACCUUGCUGCUACAAUCCGUCUCUUUUUUGCACUGUUAAGCUAUAUUUUUCCCUCUGCUUCUCUUAUAAACAGUAACAUCAACACCCCACCUCCCCCCUUGCUUACCAGGGCAUAACUAUUGGAUAUGAUUGACAGUUGUUCAAUUGAGAAGUUACGCAUUUAUUCGUCGGUGUCACAUUUUCAGGGCCGCCUAUAAGGUACUUCGAUUUGUUGUUUACACAACAAAUCAUAGGCCGAAUUUAUUAGGAAUAGUAAGCCUGUAACCACGUCGUUCAUCGAUCGGCCAAGUCAUCCAGUGUAGUUUAUAGUUUUGCCGCUUUAAACCGCGAGUUGUUGAUAACGGAAGUUUCAGCGCUGGAAAACGAGACAUGAGUUUUGUACUGGUAAGCGCCUCAUAUUCUUUGAAAUGGGUUUCUCGUAACAGUUUAUCAGUGUGGAAUGAAAAAAAAAUCUAGGGGCCAAAAUAGGACUUUAAAUUAUUUAGAGGAGAGGACGCGUGGAAUUAUUGAAUUUAGGAACUUGAGGAGAGUUGUGGAAAUGUGAAUUGGAGAAGCAUGGAAGGGUAAUUAGAGGUGAGGAAGUUGAAACGAGUUAUUUUUUUUUAACUGAGUUGGUCGAAAUGGGACACUUUGUGUUCCUGAUGUUUUCGUAACUUUCAAAAGAACGAAGUUUUCGCAUUAUUUCAUUUGGAGAGAAAGAGAAAAACAUAAUUUAUCUAAACUUACACAGGUAUUUUGUGGUUUAUUUUCUAUAUUGUCUGACUACUCCUGAGCAAAAAUAAAAUACAUCGGUGCCACGCUUACUGUAGUCUCCCUUGCAGCUGUUGUUUGGUCUUGUCACAUAACGCCCUCUAUUCCCUGUUGGAGAGAAAGCCAUUAUUGCGUAACGAGACCAAAUAACGGUUGCGGAAGAGACUACGCUUACAGCCGUUCCUCUGGCAGAAAGAAAAUCAAAAUUAUUCGUAUACAGUUAGUCGCUUCAAAAAUAUAAUUCCACGUAAUUUUACUGCGACAAGCAGACUAAAAUUGUUGUAUCUCCAAUAGACCCUAUCCAAAGAUAUAUUGCGAUCUCGUUCGGGGGAAGAUAUACUGAGCGAGAGAAAAGGAUAAUAUUUCAAAGAGGGCUCCUUGAUUGGUUGUUGUGUAUCUGGACUUUGCCCUCUGUGUGUGGAAUACGUGGUAAAAUGCUGGUUGUUUGCAAAGGAAUUAACACGUAAUCGGGUAGCUAAAAGCGAAUUUUAUCGGUAGAAAAUGUCACAACGCGGGAGAAUGAGUGGAAAAUUCACUAUCAGUAACAAAUUUUUUUUGAAAAUAUAAAAUGUAACAAACCAACUAUUGCAAGGGAAAGACUUUGAAUAAGAACUAUUCAAAAAUAUUGUCGAAACCAAAUAUGCUUCUGUCAUGAGCUACCAUUGUUCUUAUCUUUCCGUCAAUUAAAGCUAUCUUCUAUCCUCUAGGUGUUAAGUGAACUUGUGAGUUAGAAGGCAAAAAACAAAGCAUGACUUCGUCGCCCGGGACAAACGCAGAACAACGACGGUGGUUGGUGGUUGGUAUUGGUCUCAACAGAGUCCUCAUGCCGUAUCUCCGAAAUAAGAUUCAACAGGAAAUGAAACCAUUUUACCAGCAUCUGCUGGCAAAUUGUGGAUUAGACAAGCAAACCUUUUCGACUCACCUGAGGACCAUUCCACCGAGCACCUUGAAGCUGAACUACGAAAGUAUCAACAAUAACGCCACUCUGGGUCGAGACACACGUCUCUUUGACUAUCGUGUAAAGGAUGAAGUGUCAUUGGCAAAGUUGUUCAUGAAACCUUUCAUGGCACAUUUCAAUGCAUUUGAUUCCUCAUUUGAUGCCUCAGCGGCUCUGGCUGUCCUUUGCUGUGCUCCGCUAUUCAGCGCUGCAGCGCUGUCAGCUGAAGUUGUGAGAUCUGAAGUACGAAAUGAGUGGGCCCAUUGCGACUAUGCGUCAUGGACGGAAGUGAAAUACGAUACAUGUUUUGAUCAAAUGAAGACCUUGGUUAAUGACCUGGGAUUUGCCCCAGCAGAAACCACAGAGCUCCUGGCUGAGCUGCAGUUGUGGAGGAAGAAUGGUAAGAUUUCAUUACACAUAUCUAAAGAAAUAUGGCUUUGUCUUCCCCUCUAGCCAAGGAGGUCCUACCAAAAUUGUAUCUUAAGGUCGAUAGAAUACGCUGGCUGUUGAAGAGAUGUGGGUUGCAAUUUCAACGUAGACAUUCAUGAACCGAAUAGAGAUCAUAAAUUCCGAAAAAUCGACAAAUGUUCAUCUAGUGCGAACCAAGUAUGACUACCUUAUGUGAAACACAGACCAAUGAAACGAAACGAGACUUCCUUAUGCUCUUAGUUUGUAUUGCUUUACAUAGAAAGCAUAGACUUGAGCUAAGUUGUCACACCUUUGACAGUUUGAUCUUUGUACAUGCAUAUGCUAGUACUCUGUGGAACUCAAACUGGUGAUUUCCGUUGAUUCUAAUCGCUUCCAUAGCGCUUAGUAUCGUUCAGUUAAGAUCAAUUUUUCUUUAAAUCGAAAAAGUGAGCACACGCGCCCGCUGUCCGCGCGUUUUCUCCUACUACGAUUCUGGCAAAACACAGGCAGGCAAUCACAUGGGUUUGAGGCUGCGUGAUGUGAAAAGAUUAUUUAUCUCUAACUUUCGCUUUAACUGCCAACAUUCGAUGUCAUUUUGAUUCAAGUGAUCGAGGGAAAUGUCUCAUAAAGCGUACAAUUUGCAACUUUUGAUUAUUUACUUUCAGUUUUUUGUGUUGUCCGGUAACGUUUGCAGGAAAGAUAAUUUCCCCCUUCCCUUUCAACUGGCACUCCUCAAAAACAAAAUCAUCGAGCCGUGCAUCUUCCAAAACCACUCAAGGCUGAAAAAGCUCAAGAACUUCGCCAAACCUCUUUCACUUUCAAAUAUCACUCCCCACCUACUUUCAAGAAUGUUUAAGGUCGAUUGUUGUCCAAUAUCGAUGCGACAAAUCAUUACAUCUAUACACUUCUCCAAACGCCUCAAAAGCCUACUCUAUUUUCCUGCUUCGUUAACAGUUUUGCCAUCGAUACAAGAUGUGGAAAGAAGAGGUCAAUUAACACUUCUGGUAUCAAAAUAAAUCAAUUAAUCGAGCUCAUAUUUCCAGGCUGGUGACAAAACCAUCACCCGAACCUCUCCCUCACCGGUGUACAUGUGUCGUAGAAAAGGCGGUCCGAAACCAAACUUUUGAGAAACAAUUUUCUCGCUGAGGGGAGGAGGGUCGCGUGAUUCUUUUGUCGUUGGUGAAGGGAAUCUGUCCGUUGUAAAUUCCAGCGAACGUAAGAGGUCAAUAACGUUACGCGGCCUCAAACCCAUAUCAUUAUCUGCCUGUGGUUAACUUUUGCUUGCCAGCAAAGGGAAUUCAUAAGGUGAGUCAGUCCACGGUGAAUCAAGGCUGUCUGGCUAAAUCACUCGAUUCCUACAAUCCACUCAUUAGUGCCGCAAUUUGGGUCAACCCUCUUCUCAGUGAGAAUUAUUCAAUUUUCCAUUGAACUAGUCUCCUCGGCCAGUUUCGUUUAAUGAAAAGUGACGUUAGUCUUAAGCUCACGUAGAAGAUUACUGGUCUAUUACUAGCUCACUAAUUGCUUGUUUGGUCAUUUUUUGUGAGUAGGAUUAGACCUCUGUAUUGGUAAGCCACUCGAUGACACUUUCCUUAAAGUCAUAAGCGAUGAAGUUGUAGCGGUCGCUGGAACAUUGCCCGAUUGGCUGGAGAAAACGAACGACAAUAUAAACCAGUUACGUGCAAUGCUCGAGUCUGAGUUUGGCAAAGUUCUGGCGAUAUUAAGUGAAGCCAUUAAAGGCAAGAAUGAAGAACAACUAAUGGAUAAAGAGUUGGAAGACAGGCCGGCGCCGCCGAACAUUUGGGAAACUCUGCUUUCAAGGCAAUUCAGUGUUUCCACCGCAGAUUAUAAAUCUGUAAUAUUUGAUGCGCCAGAUCCAAACAAGUGGUUUACAGGAAGACAAAAAGUGCUAGAAUCGCUUGAAACAUGCCUCGCUUUAGAAAACAGCCACCAGAAAUUUAGAAUGGCGGCCAUUUGUGGCCUUGGCGGAUCUGGAAAAACGACCUUAGCUACUCAAUUCGCUUGGAAGCAUAAAUCAGAAUACGAGGGAGGCGUAUUUUGGUUUUCCAUGGAAGAUGGAAAGAAGUUUGACAGUUGUGUAAAUGAUCUAGCGUUAAGUCUGGGAAUGAUGCAAAACUCGUUAGAUUUGACGCUGAAUCAGAUUCUUACGUUCAUAUCUAAGCGAGUGAAACGGUGGCUUAUGGUUCUCGACAACGUCGACCAGGCACCCCUUUCUGAUAACAUGCAGAGGGUUUUGUUAGGAAGAUGGAAACGGUGGUCAAACGGCCACCUUUUAAUUACAACCCGACGUGAAAGGAAAGAAAUUUGCGAAUGUGUACAUCUUGAGCCACAUUGCUGUGUAGAUGUCUUCUCUUUUUCUAUCGAUGAAGCAAAAGAGUUUCUUCGAAGUCGUUUCGGCGAUGAAAAUGCUGCAGACCAGGAUGAUACGCUCAAUGAGCUGGUUGUUGAGCUUGGUUGUCUUCCUCUCGCUUUAGAACAGGCUGGUGCACAUAUCAGAUCCCUUCAGUGUCCUGUAAAUAAAUAUCUGGAGCAAUACAAACUUGAACGCUUACAGUUAUUGAGCGAGCAUCAGGCUCAUCCCUCUUGGGAAUAUGAGUCCCGAAGUCGUCUUUCAGUUCACACUACAUGGCUACUCAACUUCGAUUACGUGAAGAAGUCAAGAUAUGGAGAAAUUGCAACCAGGUUUAUCCAUGCAGCUGCUUUCCUGGAUCCAGAUGAAAUACAUGAAAGACUUAUUAAUGCUGAACUGCUUUCUCCUGACGAUGCAGAUGAGAAGAAAAAGGAACUCCCUCUUAGGAAUAACCAUAUAGUGGAGGUCUUGACUAAGUUUUCUCUUUUUCAGAGGAAGUCUGUUCGAUGCAUGAGGUUACAUCGGGUGGUGCAGCAAGUUAUUCGCGGCACAAUGGCAUCACAAGAAAUCGCGAUGGCGAUGCGCACAACAUUUCAGUUGCUUAAGAAUGCCGCUUCAUCGGCUCGUGAACCAGCAACAGAUAUGUCUGUUUUCUCCAUUAUUCGUCACUGGUUGACACUGAAGCGACAUAUGGAGCAACAACUUCGAGGUACACCGAAGGAUAUACAGGCUGAUCAAUUAUGGAGAUUGGUAAACACACGUACUGUAGAAAUAGUGUUCGCAGUCAGUCAUACCUUGGAAGGCUCAAAGCAAACUUUGGAAAAUCGUCGGAGAUUGUCAGCUUUGCUCGAUGGUGACUUCGACAAGUGGAUAGGUGGACGAGAGGUGGAUGUUGCAGUAAGAGAAUCUCAUUCAUGCGAAUGUGAUGAAUCAUCUGACGACGAGGAAAUAGGAAAAUAUUUCAAGAUCGAUUUAAAAUAUCCAUUUCAAUUUUCAUGAAAUUUUGAAUCACUAAAGGCACCGACAAUAAGGAUUUCUUCACUUUUUUCUUUUGGGGAGCAUAGCAAUAUUUGAUCGUUUAAAAUAGGGGUUGUACGAGUAACUUACAAUGAAGGUUGUCACCUCCAAAUCAUGCAACUGCGAAAGCGAAGGUCGAUCUACUUAAGUUCUGAAACAAAAAAGGCCCUGUGCACGAAAUCAAUUUGUGGAUUUGUUAAACAGAAAUCCAGAGAAGCACUUCUAUCCAACUCUCCCUCUGAAUCCAUAGCGUUUUCGUCUGUUUGUGUUUAUAGAUGUAUAACUUUUUGGUUUUACGAUUUUAUUCGAAUUUAAAAUAAAGGGACAGUACGGGUGUGUUCAGAAAAAUUGUCAAGAAUGAUACAACAAUGUGCAUCCUGAUUAAAAAUCCAGAUUUUUUUUAUGUAAAG
This is a messenger RNA of Pocillopora meandrina, 17651 nucleotides long. Lineage: Eukaryota; Metazoa; Cnidaria; Anthozoa; Scleractinia; Pocilloporidae. The record is from the annotation of a GenBank genome assembly.